Messenger RNA from Stylophora pistillata, 3608 nucleotides. RefSeq lists its product as uncharacterized. Gene Ontology annotation, molecular function: molecular adaptor activity. Gene Ontology annotation, biological process: double-strand break repair via nonhomologous end joining. Gene Ontology annotation, cellular component: nucleus; site of double-strand break; nonhomologous end joining complex. Lineage: Eukaryota; Metazoa; Cnidaria; Anthozoa; Scleractinia; Pocilloporidae. The record is from RefSeq and is a predicted model, not a curated record.
GGGCGAAUUUAACAAAGUUAAGGACAAAAGCGGUUUGAGCCCCUUGCGGUCCCUGUCGUGUAAGGUCCACCCCGAGGGUGUCCGAGCACGCCAAGUACAUGGAAAAGUAGCCAUCAUGGCUAAUGCAUCAGGAGGGUCCAUUGAACUGGCCUCGUUGAUGAGGACAAAUAAAGUCGAGGCACUUCACGCCACUGUUAGUUGUGGACCUACCAGGUUUCUUGUUUGGACACGGCUGCCUGAAGACAGUUCUACUUGGAUUUUGAAUGCCAGUGAUGGAGUCAAUGUCUGGCAUUCACAACUGGACUUAGAGCAAUUGGAUUCUCAUAGAGAGCUGACAGAAAUUGACAAAUAUGAAGCCUACUUUUCAAUGGUCAGGUCUGGGUUUCAAAAUGGCUCCUUAUCUUUGGCACAGUUUCCUGACAAAGUAAUUAUAACAGUUGGUGAGGGUAUUCCAUCUCUGAGCUAUGACCUCUUUGAAGCAAAGGCCAUUGAAAAGAAGACAGAGUUGCAAUUGAUUCUCUUCAGAUUAGCUGAUAAAGUAACUGAACUGACUCAAGAACUUAAAGCAUCUUCUGAUUCACUGGAAAGACUAAAGGCUCAAAAGGAAGGGGCUCCUGGUGGAUUAUCAACAUUCGAUAAUCAUGCCAAAAAGACGACCCAAGCAGCUCCAGUUAAGAGAAAGCAAGGUCACAGUCUUAUAAACCCAGGAAGCAAAAAAGAAGCUGAGGUGGAAGUUGCUGAUGGUCAUAACACAGAACAAAAUGUCCACAUAUCGGUUUUGGGAAAUGAUCAAACACUGGACAUCUACAAAUGCACAGAUCCAGCAUGUGAACAUUUCUGUACCAAGACAAACAAAAGAUACCACUGCCCUCUGUGCAACAAUAAGCCACAGAAACCAGGCCGCAUGCGCAGGCAUUUUGAAAAGAUGCACUCUGGAAAGCAGAUUGUCCAGCAUGAAGGACACCAAAUGCUCCGCUGCAAGUUAAGAUGUACCAAAGCCAAUGGUCGUGUAACUGACAACUCACACUACCAUUGCUGUCUGUGUGGAAGAGUUCUUGUUAGAAAAGUGCACCUUUACUGCCAUCUUCAAGCCCAUUCAGUUGGUAGCAUGCGAGAAAUAGAUGAGCUUUUAGAUGCAAAAGAUGAUACAGAAGAAGGACCCAUAGAAGAUGCCGAAAUGGAUGAUGAUGAUGAUAAUCAUACUACUUUGGAUACUUCACAGAUCACAGCACUGGAAGGUUCAGAACAAGACAAUGUUGUUGCAUUAUCUGAUGGCACACAGGUUGUCUUUGUACAGUCCAUUCAGGACAGUGAAACUUUAACAGUUGUUCCACUGGAUGAACAAUCCGACACCUUACAACUCACCCAGUCUGUUGACCAGUCAGAUGUCACAACUGUAGUGUCCACUGCCGCUCAUUUAGGCACAAGUCUUCAGGUGUUAACCUCAGUGUCGUCCAGUCUUGCCAACGAACAGCAACAACUUCCGCAGGAGCUGACAGUGAAACAAGUGGAAGCUAUGCUCAGUCAAAGUGAGGAAACUAAUCAAGACACCUCAAUAACAACAGAAACCUCCCAGAGCAGUCUCCCAAACAUCAGUGAGGUAAACACAGACAUGUCAGCAUACACUGAUCAACAAACCACUGAUAUCAACAUGGAGCAUAGCACAGAAACGGAGCAUGCCCUGACAAAACAGUCUGAAGAGGAAGCAAUGGAGUUUGAACAGUGUCUACAGGUUACUGAUCUCCAGAUGUCUCAGGAGGACACUGCUACAGAGGUUGCUGAGAUGGAACAAAGUAAUCUUCAACUUUCUCCAGUUGAGUCAUCUUCUGCAGCAGGGCAAUUAAUUACAUGUACUACCACUGCAGGCAAUGUGGUGCAGACUUCAACCUCACAGUCCAUGGCAGAUCAAGGUUCUUCAAAACUCCUCAUGAUUAAUCCAGUGAGCAAACCAUUGUUUAUGGAUGAUGGUACUGGCACUUCCCAAAAUGAUCAGAGAGGAAAAGCUGCUCGGCAAGAUACUCUAGUGUUGGUUGAUGCUGCAUCAACACCUAAAGGAGACGAUCAUGUCUUCAAGGUUCUGCUUAAUAACCUAUCUCCUGCUACCAGCUGUUUUUGUCAUCCAUCUGUUCUGAACGAAAAGAACAAUUUAGACAUCCAGAGAUGUAAGAACACCUUUUGUGACUGCAGGUUGUAUCACUGUCCUCUGUGCACCUGUUUGCCCAACAAACCAGGGAGAAUAAGCGAACACUUUAAAAAAAUCCAUGCCCAGGAUCUCAUUGUAAGAUACCAAGGUUAUCAAAUGCUACGUUGUAAACUUGGUUGUUCCCGUCCAAGUGGGACCAAAGUGUUUAAUUCCCACUAUCACUGUUGCUUAUGUGGGGCAAUCUGUAUAAGGAAGUCAGGGGUUUAUGAGCACAUGAGAGUGAACCAUGCCAUGCAGCCAAUUAAUAAAGAAGCUCUGUCACAGCUGCCACAAAACCAGAGAGCAAAGUGUGAAAGCAUGCCAACAAAGCCAGUGGUUGUUCAAGUUCCCACACUUUCAACUGGACCUGCAGGAACUGGGACCCAAGUAGUCCAAAGCACUCAACCCCAGACUCCAUCAAGCGAAGGCAUGUUUACAGGGACUGGGACCAGUCCACAAACAGUGACUGUUCAGAUACCUCAGCAAAGUUAUGUUGACACACAGGGACAGGCACAAGUGCAGGGGCAACAGCACGUUGUCAUACUGAUGCCACAGCAGGUUAAUCCAAACCAAGUGCAAUCCCCUACGGCCCCUGCACAGCAGCCUAUUGUCAUAGUAAUGCCGCAGGCAGGAGGAGGUCAGGUCACUCAGCCUAUUGUUGUACCUGUCCCUCAGCCUUCCAGCACUUGAACCAAGAAAUUUCCAUCAUGCUCCAUAUCUUCUGUUGUGGCAACUAUCUUAAGACAAAACUGCACACCACAGAAUGUAUUUGGUAUAGUUUUGUUGUUUUUCUUAUUAGUUCAAUCAUGAGUAGUAUGUCAUGUUGCUAUGGCUCUGUUCAGAAACAGAUCACAGAGGACAUCAAAAUGUGGUGAGAACAAAAAAGUGGCACUUCAUCAGCUUCUGAACAAACACAUGACAACAUGGGAUCUAUUUGUUUCAGAUUAAAAAAAGAAAAAAAAAAAAGCAAAAUGUUGUUACUGGUGACAUCACCUGUGCAUCAAUCCUCAUAUUGAUCAUAAGAUUGAAUCAAGAAAAAUGCAUGUAUUGGUCAGAAUAUUACAUAAAAAUGAUUAUAUCAUGCUUCAAGAAGUAAGCAGCAGGGCCAAUAACAUAUUCCAGUAACAAAACUUGAUUUAUUUUUUUUCAUUCCCCUAGAAUUUAAUUAGGGGUUUAGAUUUUUAAUGAGAGGAUGGAAUUAAUUUCAUUUGCAAUGUUUUCUGUUUACAAUAAACUUCUAAUAAAUUAUUUGAACUAUUUUUUUCCUAUAUUAAUUUUGUAUCUUUUGAUCUGUGAUCCAGGUCAAACUGGUCGAGCAGGUUUUGAACUCAUGUUGUAUGUUAUUGUCCUCUGUGAAGUACUUGGAUAAAAAACAAAGAGUAGCAAUUGUAAUGAGCCUAACAUAACACCUGUACCAUUGGGCACC